AUGGCUAAAGGUAAGAAUAAGCAACAUGAAGCUAGAACUGGGAAACCUUCAAGAGGUUCUAAUGGUCAUAGUUCUAAGUUGAAUCACAAGCAUAUGGAGAUGAAAAAAUAUGGUAAGAAUAUUAGUCAAGAUGAUAAGUUUCCUGUUAAGUUAGCAAUGUGGGAUUUUGAUCAUUGUGAUCCGAAAAGAUGUAGUGGUAAGAGAUUAGAAAGGUUGGGUUUAAUUAAAUCUCUAAGAGUUGGUCAGAAGUUCCAAGGUGUUGUAGUUUCUCCAAACGGUAAAGGUGUAUUGUGUCCAAACGAUAGAGAGAUUGUUGAAGAAUUUGGUGCCUCAGUUGUUGAAUGUUCUUGGGCAAGAUUAGAUGAGGUUCCCUUUAAUAAAAUUGGUGGGAAACAUGAAAGGUUGUUACCUUAUUUAGUUGCUGCAAAUCAAGUUAAUUACGGUAGACCUUGGAGAUUAAACUGUGUGGAAGCGUUAGCAGCCUGUUUUGCCAUUGUAGGGAGAAUGGACUGGGCGGCCGAAUUGUUAUCCAAUUUCUCUUGGGGUCUUGGUUUUUUGGAAAUCAAUGAAGAAUUAUUGAAAAUUUAUCAGCAAUGUACAGAUUCUGAAUCUGUUAAGAAAGCUGAGGAAGAAUGGUUAGCUAAAAUUGAACAAGAAAUCCAGGAGAGAAAAACUCAGGCAAGAGAAUCAGAUAUAUGGAUGAUGGGUAACACUAACAGAAAUAUGAAUGGGGAUGACGAUGAGGAGGAGGGAAAUAGUUAUGAAGCACUCUCUGGUGAUGAUUAUGAGGAAGAGAAUAAUAACAAAAGUGCUAGAUAUGAUAACCUAGGGAACAUCAUUGAAAGUGAAGAAGAUUAUGAUGAUUAUGACGAUGAAGAGGACCGUGUUGAAGUAAAAUACGAUUCCCUUGGAAAUAUUAUUGAAAACAGUGAUUAUGAACAAUAUGAAGAGGAGAAAGAACUUAGAUACGAUUCUUUAGGAAAUCUGAUUGAAUCAGAAGGAGAAAUAUCAUCAGAAGAAGAGGAUGAAGUAGGUGAUGAGGAUGAAGUUGACUAUGAAGAAGAUAAAAUUGAACAUAAAAUGGAAAAUCUAAAGGUAUAA
This is a messenger RNA of Vanderwaltozyma polyspora DSM 70294, 1101 nucleotides long. RefSeq names its product ribosome biogenesis protein TSR3 (gene TSR3). Gene Ontology annotation, molecular function: rRNA small subunit aminocarboxypropyltransferase activity. NCBI's taxonomy places the organism in Eukaryota, Fungi, Ascomycota, Saccharomycetes, Saccharomycetales, Saccharomycetaceae. The coding region runs from base 1 to 1101 and encodes 366 amino acids. Gene Ontology annotation, biological process: maturation of SSU-rRNA. The transcript has a single exon. The record is from RefSeq and is a predicted model, not a curated record.